AUGAUCUUGAGGAGUAUAGCAGCGCGCAGUGCCCCCCGGGCCCUCGCACGACACUCACGACAAUCGUCUCGCCCGCUGCAGCGAUUUCUCUCCACCGAGACCGAGUCGAUUGAAGCCUCCACCGAAAACAGCCUGAAACAGCUACAGUCAAUAGAGGCCCAGCUGAACACCCACCUCCAGCAGCCCGUACCCUCCGUCGACCCCGAGACCCAUGGAACCUCCGAGUCCGCCUCCAAUGAUGUCGCUCAGCAGUACUACCUGUACAAGCAGCAAUCCAAGCAGAUGGGAAAGCUGGGAACUCACAUUGAGCCUCACUAUCAACCACACACCCUCUUGAACCACCCCCCAUCCCCCGCCGACGUUACCCUGGAAUUGCUCCUCGCCUCUGAGGCCCAUCAAGGCCAUGUCACUUCCCUAUGGAACCCCGCAAAUGCACGUUACAUACACGGCAUAAGGCAAGGCGUCCAUAUUAUCUCGCUCGAAGUCACCGCAGCCCACUUACGGCGAGCCGCCAAGGUUGUACAGGAAGUUGCGCGACGAGGAGGCAUGAUCCUGUUUGUUGGUACACGCGAUGGGCAAGACAGGGCAGUCGCACGCGCAGCUGAGUUAGCCAAGGGGUACCAUCUCUUCGAGCGCUGGAUCCCUGGAAGCAUCACCAACGGCCAGCAAAUCUUGGGCAGAUGCAAAACGAAGGUGGUCAACGAGCUAGACGAAGAAGUUCCCGGCUUCGAAGAGCAGCUCUACGACCGACCUGUCCUCCGACCAGAUCUCGUCGUCUGCAUGAACCCACUCGAGAACUACGUUUUGCUGCACGAGUGUGCGCUGAACAACAUCCCCACAAUUGGUGUCAUUGAUACCAACGCAGAUCCUACUUGGGUCACCUACCCUAUCCCCGCAAAUGACGACAGUCUCCGCUGCAUACAAGUCAUCGCUGGCGUCCUAGGUCGCGCCGGAGAAACAGGCCAAAAGCAACGUCUCGCUGCCGCCGCCCAAGGCCACAUCACCUACCGGCCAGCACAGGGCCUUACUAUAGCUAAUGCAGAUGUGGAUGGAGACAGGGCAGAAGUUGGGAAGAUCUUAUCCGGAUCUACAUCGCGAAUGGGCGAAGGUGUCCCCAGAGAGCGAGUUGACGCCACAGCCGAGACCAAGGACGCCGGUCUUGGAGAUGCGGAAGAAAUGGCCACUAAGAUGGACGAGGUGAGCAACCACGAGAGCCAUCGCACAAGGGAAGGCAGGGAUAUCAAAAUCACUUCAUAG
Messenger RNA from Alternaria atra, 1257 nucleotides. RefSeq lists its product as uncharacterized. NCBI's taxonomy places the organism in Eukaryota, Fungi, Ascomycota, Dothideomycetes, Pleosporales, Pleosporaceae. The transcript is spliced from 4 exons. The coding region runs from base 1 to 1257 and encodes 418 amino acids. Gene Ontology annotation, biological process: translation. The record is from RefSeq and is a predicted model, not a curated record. Gene Ontology annotation, cellular component: ribosome; mitochondrial small ribosomal subunit. Gene Ontology annotation, molecular function: structural constituent of ribosome.